This is a messenger RNA of Rotaria socialis, 2475 nucleotides long. The record is from the annotation of a GenBank genome assembly. Lineage: Eukaryota; Metazoa; Rotifera; Eurotatoria; Philodinida; Philodinidae.
AUGAUCACUACAUUUUUUGGUCUUAUCGGUGGUCAAGUUGCAGUUUUGAAACUAAUUAUACCACGAUUCGUUCGAUUUAUUAGAGGAAAUAGAAUAGCGCAAAAUGAACAAACAGCAGAUGAUAUUCAACAGGAAAAUCUCCCAUGGCUUUGUAAGUUUCAAGAGAAAGUAUCUGCAUUCAACUUGUUUCAAUCAAUACCGCCUUCAAUCAAUGAAUUUCAACUUCAAAAUGAACGGACAUCAACGAGAUUAUUUAUUUUUUUCUUCAUACUCUCAUUAGCAAUCAUUAUUGGAUAUAUUUCACUAAAAAGCGUCACAAAAAUUGAAAAUAUUGAAGUGCCUACAUUCGAAGACUAUUCAAAAUUAUAUUUAAAUCAUUCAUCAACUUUAGUAUGUCCGUGUGAAAAAAUAUCCAUCGAUUAUAAAAGAUUUGUUUAUAUCGAAUAUGCAUUUCAUGAAGUAUGUAAUAGUGUUUAUAUUACUAACGAAUGGAUAGCUUAUGUUGAUGGACGUGCUACACCAGAAAUUAUUGGUUUUGAUGAUUUUCGAGCGACGGGUAUGAACGCAUUUCGUGCUCUUCGUUCUCUUUGCCAAUUAACUAACAAAACAGUAUCCGAAAGUUUGAUUGGAUUCUAUUCAAAGCAGUAUAUCAGUGCUACAAUACAACCAUUACAUUUAUUUGAAUUUCAAAUACAAUUACUGCUUGAACAAUUUAUGUCUUCGAUAACGAAUGAUCUAAUAUCAUCGUUAGAACUCGUACGAGACACAACUCAAGUCAAUGGUCUAUGGGCUUUGGCUGGCAUGCAAUAUAAUAUAUACAUAAAUAUUGAAUUUGAUAGUUUAUCGUUAGUGGUUCGUGAUUAUUUUGACUGUAGUUGUGAUAAUUCACCUAGAUGCAUUCGGCAAUCAUCUAUUUACAGGUUUUCUGACAAAACUGUGCUAUUUUUAAUACCAGGUCUCUACUUGGGAUGUCUUGCAAUCGAAGCAUUAUUACAAUCAACACUAGAAUGCUUUUACAAUCAAACAUGUAUUAAUAAAUUACAAUCAUAUUAUGCAUAUAAAAAAUUUCUGAACGUAACCGUUCUUGAUUCAACAUUGCUCGGCCAUUUUCCUGUGAAUUCAACCAUUGAAGAACUUGUAAAUAAAUCAAUGAUUAAAGAGUGGAGUCGAACUAUUACGUUCAAAAAUUACUACAAUACAUGUCGGCCAACACAUUGUUUCUAUAGUUACUCAACUAGAAAUCAUAUAUUCUAUAUUGUGACUACAAUAUUUGGUCUAUGUGGUGGCUUGAUAACAGCUUUGAAGUUUAUUUUACCAUUAUUAGUUAAACUUGCAAGAAGACAUAAAAGAUUACCAAUUACAAUACCGGACAACAUCACCAAUCAACCAACGCUAACUACAUAUCAAAAAUCAAUAAAGUUUUUACGAAAUCUCAAUUUAUUUGUAUCAAUACCACCUUCAAUUAACGGCACGGAUCUUCGAAAUGAACGCAUAUCUACCAGAUUACUUAUUUUACUCUUAUUUCUCUCAACAGCUACCAUUAUUAUGUAUACUUCAUUGGUCAAAAUCAAUAAGAUUGUCAGUAUCAACGCACCUACAUUCAAAACAUAUUCAAACUUAUAUAUAACUUAUUCACAAACGUUAACAUGUCCGUGUACAACAAUAUCGGUCAAUUAUAAGAGGUUUCUCAAUGUUAAAUAUACAUUUCAUCAAGUGUGUAGUAGUAUUUUUGUUACCGAGAUUUGGAGACAACAGUUGUUACAAACUCCUCCACAGAUGACGUCGUACUUUCGUGACUUCCGUGGUACACGUAAAUAUUUAUUUCAAGCUUUGAAUACAUUUUGUCAAUUAGCAGAGAAGACAAUGUCGAAAAGUUUAACUCAAUUUUAUUCAAAUCGUUAUAUUAGCAUCACAGUAGUACCAUCCGAUUUGUUUUAUUUACAACUGCAAUCAUCAUUCGAACACUUUAUGUCUUUGGCAACAAAUGAACUAUUAUUAUCAUUGGAAAUUAUACGAAAAACAACACAUGCCAAUGCUUUUUUCUCUGGACGUUGGACAAAUUAUGAUUUACACCCAACAUUUUCUCCUAGAUUGCCAUACACAGAAAUUUUAACACAAAAUCCUCAAUACUACUCAAAUUGCCGAUGUGAUAUUUCACGGGCAUGUGUAGAACCAUCGGUCAUCUAUGAUAAAUUAGGUGUCACUAAAUUAUUUACAAUACCAGGCAUUUAUAAAGGAUGCUUCAUGAUUGAAUCAUUAUUACAAUCAACUCUCGAAUGUUUUUAUAAUCAAACAUGUAUCAAUGAAUUAAAUUCAUAUUUAUUAUCUAACUUAAGUCUAGAUGUAAAAGCACUCGAUCCAUCAUUAGCAAGUCGUUUCGUAGAAAAGUCAAUAAUGGAAGAACUUGUCAAUGAAUUAAUGAUUGAAAAAUGGAAUUUAUCUAUGAUUCAUGAAAAUUAUUAUAAUGCAAACUAG